Messenger RNA from Ipomoea nil (Japanese morning glory), 907 nucleotides. RefSeq names its product putative pre-16S rRNA nuclease. NCBI's taxonomy places the organism in Eukaryota, Viridiplantae, Streptophyta, Magnoliopsida, Solanales, Convolvulaceae. Gene Ontology annotation, biological process: rRNA 5'-end processing. The transcript is spliced from 6 exons. Bases 41 to 736 code for a protein of 231 amino acids. The record is from RefSeq and is a predicted model, not a curated record.
GAAGUCAUAACGUGGAGCAUAUCCAUUCUCGGAGGAGCAAAUGGGAACGGCGAAGCAGCUAGUAUCCGUAGGCCUAUCGCUGCCAAUUCCGCAGUCUCCGGUGGCCGGAAAACGCAACAGUCGCCUGAAUUUUGUGCGGUUAACUUUACAAAGUACUGCAAUCAGGGCGUCGCUGUCAAUAGAUGAAAUUCCACCAAAUGCCCUAAGGCAGGCAAGAGAAUCGGGCUUGAGCAGCUGUGGCUUCAGCCUUGGCGUCGACUUGGGAUUAAGUCGCACUGGCCUUGCUCUUAGCAAAGGCUUCUCUUUUCGUCCAUUAACGGUUCUGGAAUUGAGAGGGCAGAAGCUAGAAGUUCGACUUAUUGAUAUUGCUCAAAAACAGGAGGUUGAUGAAUUUAUAAUUGGGCUUCCAUUAUCUAGUGAUGGGAAUGAGACUCCACAAUCAAAUAAAGUUCGAAGCGUUGCAGGUAGACUAGCAGUUCGAGCUGCUGAGAAGGGCUGGAGAGUAUACCUGCAGGAAGAGUAUGGGACAUCAACUCAGGCCAUGAGCCGCAUGAUUGAUAUGGGCCUCAGCAAAUCUGCUCGUCAAGGGAAACUUGAUGCCUAUGCAGCUGUGAUGGUGCUUGAGAGAUAUUUCUCAGCCUCAGGUGAGGGGAUAGAACUUGUUUUACCCAAACAAUUGGAACUCCAAAACAAGCUCAGAAAGGCAUCUUCCAUGGAAGAUGAAUUUGAUAGUUGACACAUGUACACAACCAUAUGAGUUCAUGAGUGGUAGAGCUAUGAGAUCCUUAAUGCCAAACCUAACUGCAGUGCUAAUCAUGGCUCAACUAUGAGUGCAUAGCCUAUUAGGACGGGACAAAGAGAAAAAAACUUUGAUUUAUAUAUAUACAUUUUAUUCUCUUCUUUUCUA